AUGUCAUCCGGGUUAUGCAUCCGUGGCCUUUAAGUUAACAUGCGUGUGUUAAUGUUGCAUCUUCGUCAUUUAACUGAAAGCAACGCAAGAGGAAUUUUUAAAAGAGCUUUUUGCAAGACAGCAACUGGAAAUAUGCCAAUUAAAGUCGGAGAUUCUUUACCAUCCAUUGAGGUACAUGAAGGUACACCAGCAACUAGUGUGAACCUAGGAGAAUUAUUCAAAGGGAAAAAGGGCAUUCUCUUUGCUGUUCCUGGUGCUUUCACCCCUGGAUGCUCUAAGACUCACCUUCCUGGCUAUGUUGAAGAUUUUGGCAAAAUCAAGGCCAAAGGCAUAGACAUUAUUGCAUGUCUAUCUGUAAAUGAUGCUUUUGUGAUGUCUGCAUGGGGUGAACAAAAUAAGUGUGAUGGCAAGAUAAGAAUGCUUGCUGACACAACUGGAGCUUUCACCAAAGCAAUUGAAAUGGAUUUUGAUGCCACAGCCGCUCUUGGAAAUUAUAGAUCCAAAAGAUAUUCCAUGGUUAUUCAAGAUGGUGUUGUGACAGCUCUGAAUGUGGAACCUGAUGGUAAAGGGCUCACUUGCAGUCUUUCCAAAAAAAUUCUUACUCAAAUAUAAAGAAUGACACUCUUAUGUUGUACUUCUAUGUUCCCGAUUUAUAAGGAAAAUAACAUUGUGAUAGUUUUCUUUUUCUGUUUCAUUCUUUCUGUAUCGUUUCACACAAUAUAGUAAUUGAAUUUUAUUGUUGUAUUUGAAGUACUGCAGAGUAAAAUUUUUAUAGUUCUUAUUUAGA
Molecule: messenger RNA, 787 nt
Organism: Xenia sp. Carnegie-2017
Lineage: Eukaryota; Metazoa; Cnidaria; Anthozoa; Malacalcyonacea; Xeniidae
Product: peroxiredoxin-5, mitochondrial-like
Exons: 6
Coding region: 40-612 (190 amino acids)
Biological process (GO): hydrogen peroxide catabolic process; cell redox homeostasis; cellular response to oxidative stress
Cellular component (GO): mitochondrion; peroxisome; cytoplasm
Molecular function (GO): thioredoxin peroxidase activity
Source: RefSeq, a predicted model, not a curated record